AUGUCCGCCGCUCAACAGAAACCCGCAGCCUCCACACCUGCCGCUGCUGCCACCAAGGAGGAGAGCUUCAACGACUCCAUCCUUCCCAAGUACAAAGUUGCUGGAGAAAUUUCCGCUAAAGCAAUCAAAGCUGUCAUCGCUGCUGCCACCGAAGGCAAAACCCUUCUCGAGCUUUGCGAUAUUGGUGACAAAGUUCUCGAAGAAGAGACUUCCGCCAUUUACAAAGGCAAGGGUAUCUCUAAGGGUAUUGCAUUCCCCACCACUCUUUCGCUUAACAAUGUCGUUUGCAACUAUGCUCCACUCCCCACCGAUGACGAAAAGGUCACUUUGAAGAAGGGGGAUGUUGUUAAAGUUCAAUUGGGUGCUUAUAUUGAUGGUUUGCCUGCGAUUUGCGCAGAGACCUUUGUAGUUGGUGCUGAUAAGACCAGCCCUGUUGAAGGAAGGGCUGCUGAUGCGAUUAAGGCUGCUCUUGUUGCUGCUGAUGUUGCUAUUCGAGUUAUGAAGCCUGGUGUUCUUAACACCGAGGUUUCCAAGGAGAUCGAAACCGCUAUCAAGCAAUUCGAAUGCAAAGCUGUCGAGGGGAUGCAAACCAAUCAGUUUGCUAAAAACGAAAUCGAUGCUAAGAAGAAAAUCGUUCUCAACGCCGAACCUGGCUCUCGUCCUGACACCGUCAAACUCGAAGAAGACGAAAUCUACGGUGUCGAUAUCUCAGUCACAACUUCAGCUGAAGGUAAAACUCGCUCGGACGAUAGCAAAACUACCAUCUAUCGCAAGACAAACAACACUUACCUCCUUAAACUCCAAACCUCGCGUAAGGUCUUGAGCGAGAUCCAGAAGAAGGCCGCUUCCUUCCCUUUCAACAUCAAGGGUUUGGAAGAUAGCCGUCGUGCAAGGAUCGGUGUUCAGGAGUGCGCCAAGCACGGUCUGUUGACUCCUUUCCAUGUCUUGGAGGACUCGGAUAAGAAGGCGGUCACUGCACAAGUCUUCUUUACUGUCGCAGUCAACGCUAAGGGUGCGAUUAGGAUUACGCCCGCUCCUACUUGGGCUACCGAGGAAAAUUUGAAGCCGGCCAAGCAGGUCACGGACGAGAAGAUUAAAGCUUUGCUCUCAACUGCUGUUCGUCAGACAAAAAAGAAGAACAAGCCUGCUGCCGCUCCCGCUGCUUCCGCUUGA
Molecule: messenger RNA, 1173 nt
Organism: Ustilago hordei
Lineage: Eukaryota; Fungi; Basidiomycota; Ustilaginomycetes; Ustilaginales; Ustilaginaceae
Exons: 1
Coding region: 1-1173 (390 amino acids)
Source: RefSeq, a predicted model, not a curated record